UGCAGCUAGUUGUUGAUAGUUUUUUUGUGUGUGUGUGUGUGUGUGUCUCUGCUGGACUUUCAGCAUUUGGACGAGUUGGCUGUUAUCAUGGUUCCUUCUGUGGAAGAGGUUUCCUCGUCUCUAGUGCGGGAAUACCUGAGCAGGAAGGGCCUGAGAAGGACCAUCGCCUGUAUGGAUGAGGAACAUCCACGCACUCAGGCCAGUAUAAACAACCGAUCAUUGUUGAAGCAGUUGCUAAACAUUGAAGAUCUCUACAGAAAAAAUAAGGUUCAGAAAUCGCCUUUGAAAACAUUAUUGGAAAUCAUUGUGAAGCAUCACAUUGAACGGUUGCACCAUGAAAAGAUCACCACAGGAGAUUGUGAGCAGAUAGACCAAACUACUGGCUCAGCAUCCGAUUGCCCUCCAGGAACACCAUCAAUUAUAAAUGAAACAAAGGCAAAAGACAUGACACCAGCGUUUUGUAUGACAAAAUACACAGAAACCAGGUCUGAAGUAAAAGAAAAGUGCAAUAUUCAGGUGACAAAUCCAUCAAUGACUUCUAAGAAAGACAGACCUGCUGCAUUGAAUUCAAAUACUUUCUUAAUUAACAAAACAGACAAUCAGGAAGUCCAGUCACUAGUGCCUUCUAAGCAGGAGGACUUUUCCAAAAGAGAGGCACGGGGAGACGGUUUAAUCGAUGGGGUCGCCCAGAGAAGAAAAACCGGUCAUAUCAGACGAGGCUUAAUGGCUGGACCAGUACCUAAGGAAACAAAUAGAAAAAGGCAGAGUCAGACAGUCGAAUUGGCCCAGCCAAUACUCUGCGUGGAAAAGGGAAACCUAGAAUCCUUAGUUGGACCUCAGCUGGCUUUCAAAAACACAUCUGGCGGGGGUGAAGAAAAUCUAGAUGUCAACUUAACAGAGGAAAACCUGGAUGAAAAGAACUACAGAAGAAAAGGACAAAGCACAGGGAAUGAGAUAAAGAUGAAGACCAGACCGAAUGUCCAUGAACUAAAUGUGUCAGAGAUGGUGUUAGAUGAUAUUGAUGAUGUUGAUCUGCCAGAAGUGUCCCUUCAGGCGCCUGUUCUAAAGUGUAGCUUUGUAGGCUGCCCAAUGGACCAGCACACUGCCAUGGAAUUGAAAACAGUUCUCCUUGGUUCCAGCUUGAGUUCUUUCAGUGCUGAGUGGAUAAAUCAGGGUUUUGCAUUUUCGAACACACGUGAGCUCAGAUAUGGCAUUGUGCAGAAAAAGGGUGGUCCCUGUGGAGUUCUAGCAACGAUUCAAGCAUUUUUUCUGAAGAAGCUUCUAUUUGAACACACUGAUAACAGCAGCAACAUCCUUCUGAGCCUGAGACCUUCCAACAGUACCAGAAGACAGUGUCUUGUUUUAGCUCUGGCUGAAGUGUUGUGGCGGGCUGGGGAGGAACAAAAAGCAGUAGUUGUAAUAAGUUCAGGAAGAAGCCAUUUCACCCCAGUUGGACAGUACAGAUCUGAAAGACUGCUUGAUAAGAUGAUGUGGUUCUCUGUGGACAACAUCAACGAUCUGCAGGUCAUUCUGGAACAGCACAUUGAGCAGUAUGAAACCGAGGUCUUAGGAUGCAUUCUUCUGACCAUCUCGGCUGUUCUCUCUCGAUCCAUUGAAAAAGUGAGAGAGGAUAUGGACCUCCAUACAACUACGCUAAUAGGAGCUCAUGGCUACUGCACUCAGGAGUUGGUCAACCUGCUGCUCUGUGGCAGAGCGGUUUCUAAUGUGUUUGAUAAUGACAUAGAGCUCGACUCGGGAAACGGCAACAUGACUCUGCUUAAGGGAAUAAAGGACCACUGCCAAGUCGGCCUUCUGUCCUUGUUUGAACAUUAUAAUAUCUGUCAGGUGGGAAAUCAUCUGAAGUCUCCCUCCUACCCUGUGUGGGUGGUGUGCAGUGAAAGCCACUUCAGUGUGCUGUUCGGCCUGCAGAGGGAGCUGUUGAUCAGUCAGAAGGAAGAACUGGAGUUUGACCUGUACUAUUAUGAUGGGCUGGCCAAUCAGCAGGAGGAAAUCCGCCUCACUGUUUCUGUUGGCAAAUUGAGUCAGAACUUUCAAGAAAUUGAUGCUGAUCUCAUUCCUCCACUUGAGCUCUGCAUCAGAACCAGGUGGAAAGAUGCAUUAGUCAACUGGAAUGAGACCGAACCACUUCUCUGAGAAAUGCUGUUAGUUUAUGACAAAUUAUUAAAGAUAUCUUUUAGCUUUUAUUUAACUUUUAUCUUUAAUAGCCUCUUUCCUUUGUUAAAAAAAAAAAACAGGCUUAAGAGAAUAACAUCAUGAACAUAAGGAAAUAAGUUGGGUAGAAGUUAGUGUCGUGAAAAA
Molecule: messenger RNA, 2319 nt
Organism: Cyprinodon tularosa
Lineage: Eukaryota; Metazoa; Chordata; Actinopteri; Cyprinodontiformes; Cyprinodontidae
Gene: mindy4
Product: MINDY lysine 48 deubiquitinase 4
Exons: 18
Coding region: 88-2154 (688 amino acids)
Biological process (GO): protein K48-linked deubiquitination
Molecular function (GO): K48-linked deubiquitinase activity; cysteine-type deubiquitinase activity
Source: RefSeq, a predicted model, not a curated record